UAGUAUUUUAUUUUUAUUUUUUAUGGAAGUCUUUUGUUUUCCUACUUCUACAGUUCUACUUGAAGACGGUUCCCUAAUUCGACUCGAAAACAGUUUUUGGUUUAUAAAUUGUGAUGGAUUGAAUUUUGUGAAAUAAAAACUCAUCUCUUUCAUAGUAGAACAAAGAACAAAGAAGAAAGGUCCACAGAUGUCGCCCUGUUUGAAAGGUGAUCUCUUCUGGAAUCAACAAGAGGCAGAGGACGUUAUCUUCAAUCCCAGGAAAAAAGGCAGAAUGGAUGAUGUGAAUUGGGCUGAACUGCAGGUUGAUUUGUUGGUCAAAAUCGUAGGAAACCACUUGCAUUCCGCCGUGGACAUGGUGGCGUUUUCAGGUGUGUGCCCUUCAUGGCGCAAUGCUUCCAAUUUGGCCAAUGUCAAACAAAAGUGGGCUUGUCAAAUGCCGUGGCUUAUGCUAACUGAUGGCAAUCUGGAGCUCACUGCCGACUACGAGGAUGAGCCAAUUGAUGAUGAUGAUGAUGAUGAGACAAUUGAGUCAAUUCAGGAUGAUGAUGAGACAAUUGAUGGUAAGACAAAUGAGGAUGAUGAUGAGACAAAUGAGGAUGAUGAUGAGACAAUUGAGGAUGAGACAAUUGAUGAUGACACAAUUGAGGAUGAGGAUGAGGAUGAGGAUGAUGAGACAAUUGAGGAUGAUAACUCGAAAGAAGCGAGUUCAAGUGUAGACAAUAAUGUGAGACGAAGACGAACGUUGGUGGAUUUAAGGCACAAGGAUGGGAGGAGUUACAAUGUGGAGUGUUGUCAAGGGUAUGGAAAGAGCUGUUGGGGAUCAGCUCAUGGUUGGAUAGUAACUCAUGGUCUUGAUGAUAACAUGUAUCUCUUCAACCCUCUCACAAAGGAACAACUCAAUCUCCCUCCUCGCCAUACUUAUGAAUACGGACCCUACAAAAGGACUUGUCCUCCUGAUUUCCUUCGUGCCUAUUUCAUAACUAAAGCAGUCCUACUUAAGGUACCAAUUAGUGGUGGUUUACUCGUGGUCGCAUUGCAUUCCGACGGUUGCGGUGUUGUUAUUGCCAAGCCUGGGGACACACAUUGGACGGAAAUUAGUAUUCCUAUACAGGGAUUGAAAAUGAGCCGUAGGAUUACCGAUGUCUUAUAUCUUGCUAAUCAAGGGCGAAUACUGUUGUUGAAUCAAUAUGGAGAUCUUGCAUACUUUGACCUUGAAGAUGUUCAAAAACAAGUACGAUGGUAUGAUUGUGAACUUAGUUACAUAAACCAACUCAGACACCCAUAUGGAUAUGAUUUUGUUGACCAUACUACUUACAUCGUUAAUUCUGGUAAGGAUCUUCUCAUGGUCUUAAGAAUAUUAGAUGUGGUUAAGAACUAUGCGGAUAUGGUCAGAGACGAUGAUGGUCAUGAUAUUGAUCAGUACAAGACAGUAAAUUUUAAAGUCUACAAGUUUCACUUUCAAGACAAGACUUGGGAGGAAUUGGAAGAUUUGCUAGAUGUUGCUCUUUUCGUGGGUAACAAUGCAUCCAUGUCCGUUCGUGCAACUGAUGCGGGUUGUGACCACAACUGCAUAUACUUUACCGAUGAUCAAAGAUAUUAUUAUGCCGAAACAAAAGCCGGACUCGGAGGACAUGACAUAGGUGUUUUCCGAAUGAGUGAUAAGAUCAUCCGCUCGUUAGAUGUAGGAAAUAACACUCAUUUGCGCUCUCCAUAUUGUUGUCCCUUAUGGUUUAGUCCCGCACUUUAAAUUUUUGUAUUUUUUGUUUAUUGACAUUUGAUCAGUUUUAUUCAAACUUUCGAAUUAUCAAUUAUGUUAAACUAUGAUUUUCCUUAGUAAACUACCAAUUAUGUAAAACAAAAUAAAUGGUAAUACUUCCUUUGUAGAGUA
Messenger RNA from Spinacia oleracea (spinach), 1888 nucleotides. RefSeq lists its product as uncharacterized. The coding region runs from base 188 to 1747 and encodes 519 amino acids. The record is from RefSeq and is a predicted model, not a curated record. Lineage: Eukaryota; Viridiplantae; Streptophyta; Magnoliopsida; Caryophyllales; Amaranthaceae. The transcript has 2 exons.